Molecule: messenger RNA, 1279 nt
Organism: Annulohypoxylon maeteangense
Lineage: Eukaryota; Fungi; Ascomycota; Sordariomycetes; Xylariales; Hypoxylaceae
Product: cross-pathway control WD-repeat protein cpc2
Exons: 5
Coding region: 146-1096 (316 amino acids)
Biological process (GO): rescue of stalled cytosolic ribosome; positive regulation of protein phosphorylation
Cellular component (GO): cytosol; nucleus
Molecular function (GO): translation regulator activity; ribosome binding; protein kinase C binding
Source: RefSeq, a predicted model, not a curated record
CGCACACAAAAUUUCUCGGGGAAAUUUUCAACAAGGAAACGAACGACUUUCAAACCUCGACCAUUCCAGCGAAGCCCAUACCAUUUCUUCCCCCCUUCUCUCAGAACAAGGUGAACUUCGCGACAUAUUAGAGUAUCCCUUCAUAAUGGCCGAGCAACUUAUUCUCAAGGGAACCCUCGAGGGCCACAAUGGCUGGGUUACCAGUUUGGCUACCUCUAUGGAGAACCCCAACAUGCUACUCUCCGGUAGCCGUGACAAGACCCUGAUCAUCUGGAACCUUACUCGCGACGAGUCGCAAUACGGAUACCCCAAGCGAUCUCUACACGGCCAUUCUCACAUCGUCUCCGACUGCGUUAUCUCCUCUGACGGCGCCUAUGCUCUGUCUGCUUCCUGGGACAAGACCCUCCGACUCUGGGAGCUCGCCACUGGUACCACCACGCGACGAUUCGUCGGUCACACCAACGAUGUCUUAUCCGUUUCUUUCUCAGCAGACAACCGACAGAUCGUCUCCGGUUCUCGUGACCGAACCAUCAAGCUAUGGAACACCCUCGGCGACUGCAAGUUCACCAUCACCGACAAGGGACAUACCGAAUGGGUGUCUUGCGUCCGCUUUAGCCCUAACCCACAGAACCCCGUCAUCGUCUCCAGCAGCUGGGACAAGCUCGUGAAGGUCUGGGAACUAUCUACCUGCAAGCUCCAAACCGACCACAUCGGUCACACCGGCUACAUCAACACCGUCACCAUCUCCCCUGAUGGAUCCCUGUGCGCCUCCGGUGGUAAGGACGGUACGACGAUGCUGUGGGACUUGAACGAGUCGAAGCACCUGUACUCCCUAAACGCCGGCGACGAGAUCCAUGCCCUCGUCUUCUCUCCUAACCGAUACUGGCUCUGCGCGGCCACUGCUAGCAGCAUCAUUAUCUUCGACUUGGAGAAGAAGAGCAAGGUUGAUGAGUUGAAGCCUGAGUUCACCUCCGUCGGCAAGAAGAGCCGGGAACCCGAGUGUGUGAGCUUGGCCUGGAGUGCGGAUGGACAGACUCUGUUUGCCGGUUACACCGACAACAUUAUCCGAGCAUGGGGUGUCAUGUCGAGGGCAUAAAUCCUUUUCCCGGGGGGUGUCGAUAUAGGUCAUUGACUGGGCGUAUGGAUGGGCUUGUCAUUUGAGCUUUUACUAAGGGAAAUGGCAAUCGACGUGGCCGGCAACGAAAAUAUUAGAAACGUUGCGUUGCUGCUAGGUUGCUGCCACAAGGUAGACCCAAAAUCUAACGAAUUGUGAAGACCA